AUGAAUGAAGUUCAUCCUAUUAGGCCUGUCGGUCCAUUAGUUCCAUCUUCAUUACUAGGGGAAGAUCAAGAGCUGGAUAUAAGUGUUGAUCUGUGGAAAUCCGAAGAUGCUUGUAUUGAUUGGCUCAACCAGAGAGAUUGUUCUUCUGUUAUAUAUAUUUCAUUUGGAAGCCUACUUGAUCUAUCGGGAAAGGACAUGGAGUCCAUUGCUACUGCUUUGAAGAACAGUAAACGACCAUUUCUAUGGGUGGUGAGGUCACCGGACUCCUCCGAGAAAAAGCUUCCAUUUGGGUUUUCAGAAGAGACCAAAGAUCAAGGACUUAUGGUGCAGUGGAGUCCUCAAACAAAGGUUUUAGCACAUCCAUCUGUUGGGUGUUUUUUGAGUCACUGUGGGUGGAAUUCUCUCUUGGAGGCGAUCACCACCGGUGUCCCUGUACUUGCUUAUCCGAAGUGGACCGACCAGCCGACGAAUGCGAAGCUUAUAGUUGAUGUUUUAAGGGUCGGUGUGAGGCUCAGACCAGACAAAGAAGGGGUGGCCAGUAGUGAAGAAGUGGAAAAAUGUAUAGAAGAAAUUAUGAGCGGGCCAUAUUCCGAGGAAUAUAAGAAAAAUGCGGCGGAGUUGAAGAAGGCCGCCAGAGAGACGGUGGCGGACGGUGGCUCAUCAGGCCAGAAUAUCCAGUGGUUCGUGGAUGAGCUCAUUGGUAAUUCUUGUCCAUGA
Ilex paraguariensis (yerba mate) is the source of this 717-nucleotide messenger RNA. Lineage: Eukaryota; Viridiplantae; Streptophyta; Magnoliopsida; Aquifoliales; Aquifoliaceae. The record is from the annotation of a GenBank genome assembly.